AUAUUACUGCUAGUCCAAUCUCUUCACCCUCCAAACAAACAACUCUCUCUCUAACCAAAACGUUGAACGCAACCAAACGCUACAAUGACGGAAAAAGAGUGCAAGUUCGACUACCGCAAAUAUGCGGAGGCGGCAACGAGACGCCUAGUGUACGGAUUUCUAGGCCUGGUCGCUACGGUUGCGGUUGUGAUUUUCUUUGUCUGGGCCAUACUUCACCCGCACAAACCGCGUUUUGUCCUGCAAGACGUUACCAUUUACGAGUUCAACAUCUCACAGCCUAACUUACUCAGUUCAAAUCUCCAAGUAACUCUCUCUUCUCGCAACCCAAACGACAAAAUCGGAGUUUUCUACGACCGCCUCGACAUAUAUGCCUCGUACCGCAACCAAGAGGUGACUUUGGCGAAUCUACUGCCGGAAACGUAUCAAGGCCAUCUGGAAGUGACAGUGUGGUCGCCGGUUCUGAUUGGAUCCGCCGUGCCAGUGGAUCCUUACCUGACUCCGGCACUGAAGGAAGACAUAAACGCCGGGAUGGUGCUUCUAAACAUCAAGAUCGACGGUUGCGUUAAGUGGAAAGUAGGCUCGUGGGUAUCUGGAUGUUAUCGGCUCCUCGUUAACUGUCCGGCGUUCAUUCCCUUCUCCGGCCAGGUAGUCGGCGCCGGUCCUGCGAUCAAAGACCAGCUUGCUCAGCAAUGUGCUGUUGACGUAUGAUAAAAAGAAGAAGAAUAUUUUUUUUAGACCAAUAAAGGAGAUAAAGCCUGCACAAGAAAUGCCAGGAUUAGGCAAAGCUUACAAGGGUGGUUUUAUUUUCUAGUUGGAUAUAAGAGGCACAUGAAAACGACUAUGUAGCUACUGGAUAUAAUUUGUGGAAUGAAAAAGUUAAAAAAUUAGUUAAAAUAGUAAUCUAAGCUCAUGAAAAAGAGUAGCUAUAGCCCUUUUUCAGAAAAAAGAAAGAAAUAAUAGUAGCUAUAUUUAUCUCUAGUGUAUAGAUAAUUUUAUUGGAUUAGUAAAAACUAAAAAGGUAUUGUACCAAAGGUUUCUUUGUGGAUCAUGUUUCAUGGAAAACAAAACCAUAGAGAGUUUACAUUGUACUAAAAUUAAGUAUCUUCUUCCACUAUUUGUUGUUGUUUUGGAUCAAUUGUUGUGUAUAUGUUGUUGGUGGUGAGAUACACAAGAGACUCACAUAUAGUCACUGUCACAUACUCACAUGUGAGGUGUGGAAUCAUCUUCAUGUUAGUGACAUUUGCACGCCUUACGGUAUAUGCAGCGUGAAGCACAAUACUCCUUACUUGUUUCUCCCUUUUAGUUACAUUUUUUUCUUUUGUGUGAAAUUUUUAAAAGUUGACACGCUUUUUAGAAGUUUAGUUUACAGAAGAUUCUCAACGCAAAAAGAAAUUCGAUAACUUUAACUCCUCAACAAACUUCUUACUUGCCGCGUGCCGCUGUUGAUUUAAUGACGUUUGUAAGUAACCAACCAACGCAUACACUUGUAGCCAGCCGCAUUGUCAAUGUCAAACCAAAAUAUAAGGCAAAAGAAAUAAGGUAACAAGAAAAAAUGUUAAAACGUGAGAUUUUCAUGGGCUUUUAAUAAGUUGGGCCUAACCAAGAAACCAACAUAGAGUUCUGUAUAAAGCCAAUACAUGUUAACGCAAUAUUUGAUACGAUGCCGUCUGGGUUAUUUCUGUUCUCUGGAUUAGAGCUAGUGGACCAGAGACGACAAGACAAGACAAGACUCUCUCUGUGUCUGGUCAGAAAUUCUUCAACUUCCACUAUCGAUUUCUGGAUGUUUUCACUCUGAUUGAAAGGUGAUGGAGAGAUUAUAGAUUGUUGUGUUAAACCACCCUAAAUUGCAUCCCGCUCAAAGGUUGUGUGACAAUACUCUAUAUAGGCCAAGGUGUUUUUAUCGGUGGUUUUAAAGAUGGGGAACAAAGCUACAACAACUGUGAAAGAAGAACGCGAAGAGAUCCACUUGAAGGUUGUACCUCCAGUAGACAGGGCUUUUGUGCGUUGGCUUGCAAGAGAUCUACAGAGAGUUCAGGGAUUCAAACCGAAGAACAUUCGUGCCAUCACUCCUCCUGAUAGCUACAUCGAGUUCAUGCGGUUGAAUGGAUCGCUUGAUGUGGAUUUGGAUGACCCUGAUCUUGCCCAUUUGUUCAAGUAAAACAAAAAUGGUGGCUGCGUUUCUUUUUUUUUUUAAUAGCUCAAGCUUUUUCAAAGUCUUAGCGUCUCUUUUAAAUUAACUUUACACUUGAGCUUCUGUGUGUUUAAAUGGGAUACAAGUGUCUGCAUUCAGAUAAACAAAUGUUUCCUAUUCAGUUGUCUUGGUUGUUCAAAGUCCACACAGCAUGUUAUUUUCAUCUCUUAACAUUGCCAAAAGUUGUAUGAGCUGGUGGAUUUAAUUUGGAGGUGGGGGUUGUAGUUUAACCAGUCCCCUUGUGGUUCA
This is a messenger RNA of Brassica napus (rape), 2440 nucleotides long. Its product is annotated as NDR1/HIN1-like protein 12. NCBI's taxonomy places the organism in Eukaryota, Viridiplantae, Streptophyta, Magnoliopsida, Brassicales, Brassicaceae. Gene Ontology annotation, biological process: defense response to other organism. The transcript has 4 exons. Bases 85 to 708 code for a protein of 207 amino acids. The record is from RefSeq and is a predicted model, not a curated record.